CUGCUCCCCACCCGACGGUGCCAAGGAUGGAUCCCUCUCUUCUCCUGAAAGUAACUUACCUUCGCCGGUAAAACAGGAACAGACACAACCAGAAACAUUACCCGAUCUAAAUGUGAAAAUACUGAGUGAAGACUGGGAUGACAUCUCACCUUCAUCUGCUUUGGAAGAGAUUUCCGAGGAAGAAGCUGUACAGAUCAUUGCAGAACCAAUUCUUCCCCUUCAGUCUUCCACGCUCAGAGAUUACGUUGAUCACUCAGAAACCCUUGCAAAGCUUGUCCACCUUGGAGUUGACUUAUCCCAAGUGGAGAAACGUCAAAAGGCAGGUCAGCUCUUACUGACCUUGGACUUUGAAAAAGAUAUAAGAAAAAUACUUCUGUUUCUUAAGGAUGUGGGUGUAGAAGACAAUCAACUGGGACCAUUCCUAACCAAAAAUCCAUACAUCCUUGCGGAAGAUCUGGAAGCUUUAGAAACCAGAGUGGCUUACCUAAAAUCAAAAAAAUUUGGGAAUGCAGAAAUUGCUCAGAUGGUCUCAAGAGCUCCAUAUUUGCUGUUGUUUUCAGUGGAAAGACUGGAUAACAGACUGGGUUUCUUCAAAAAUGAACUUGGUCUCAGUGUAAAAAAGACAAAGGAUCUGGUCGUUCGUCUCCCAAGGCUACUGACUGGCAAAUUAGAGCCUGUAAAAGAAAAUCUUCAGGUUUGUCAGAUUGAACUUGGUUUUCAACGUAGUGAAAUUCAACAGAUCGUGUAUAAGACCCCCAAGAUUUUAACUGCAAGUAAAAAGAGACUCAGACAGACAUUUGACUACUUACACAACAUAAUGGGCAUUCCCCACAACAUGCUUACUCGCUUUCCUCAGGUUUUCAACUCAAAGCUGUUAAGAAUCAAAGAGAGGCAUUUGUUUCUUGCGUUCUUGGGGAGAGCCCAGUAUGACCCAGCACAGCCCAGCUACAUCUCUCUAGACCAGCUGGUCUCCUUGCCCAACGAGGUGUUUUGUACAGAGAUUGCCAAAGCUUCUAUACAGGACUUUGAAAAUUUCUUAAAAACACUUUAAUUAGUAACAGAUGUAAAAAAAUAAGAGAAUAAAGUUAUGAAAUAAACAUAUUUUAUAAAACUAC
Acanthisitta chloris (rifleman) is the source of this 1115-nucleotide messenger RNA. RefSeq names its product mitochondrial transcription termination factor 3 (gene MTERF3). The record is from RefSeq and is a predicted model, not a curated record. Gene Ontology annotation, molecular function: double-stranded DNA binding. Gene Ontology annotation, cellular component: mitochondrion. Gene Ontology annotation, biological process: regulation of DNA-templated transcription; mitochondrial ribosome assembly. NCBI's taxonomy places the organism in Eukaryota, Metazoa, Chordata, Aves, Passeriformes, Acanthisittidae. The annotation marks the transcript as partial. The transcript has 7 exons.